UUUUUAGUUCGGGAUUUUUUAGUAAAUUUUCCCUUUAUUUUCGGAAGUCCCACGCGUGGGACGUCCGGCGUUUCUAUUUGUGAGCACCGAUUUAUUUUUAGUUAUUGCCAAAAGUUGGUAAUAUUUAUUUCCUCAAGAUGAGAAUAAGUUACUUUGUAAUAAGAUAUUUCUAAGGUAUGGAAAAACCUGCUCGUUACAAAGCAAAAAAUAAAAAGCCUGCUACCAAGCCGAAGACGACAAAGAAACGUAAAAGUGAUGGACCAACGUGCUCGAUGUUUCUGGCAGAACUCACGAGAAAAUUGGCUUCUAAAAAGAAGCAAGAAGCCGAAUCACCGAAAAAUAUAGUGCAAACCAUAAUAGACAGCAUCACAAAUGCUUUGCCUAUAAAAUUCUCAAAAAAAUCGCCACAAAAGAAGGAGUCGCCUAUGAAAAUUGAAACAUUGCAAACAUUUGCACCUGAACUUUUACCGAAUGAUGUACUAGACAUUCCCGCUCCUGUUGCCAAUGCCACUACUGCCGCUGCUAGUGAACCAGUACCAGUAUCAGAAGAACACCAUAAACCAGCCUUCAAGAUGCCGAAAAUGCCGGUCGUUAGUAGUGAUGUGCUGAAAGUAGCUGCAAGGAGAAGAGUUCCUACUGAAGACGCAGCUGUAAAUACAGGGGGCGACCACGAUGUAGCAAAUGAGAUUACGAAGUAUGUUGGAACUCUAAAAAAGAUUUCCUUGAUUGCUGAAGAGUUCAAUCAGAAAACUGCUAAAAAUCUCAAGGAAAUAGUAGACAGUGUUCAAGAAGAUCUCAUCAAGAAGUUAGAAGAAAUUCAAGCAGAAAGAAAAGCUUCUCUCCGAGUCGAGAAACCAGUGCAAAUCGAUGACCAACCAGAGGCAAUGGAAGAAGAAUAAAACACUGGCAGAUUUUACAAGAAUACAACAUCAUGGUUGACAUUUCAAACU
This is a messenger RNA of Ostrinia furnacalis (Asian corn borer), 950 nucleotides long. RefSeq lists its product as uncharacterized. NCBI's taxonomy places the organism in Eukaryota, Metazoa, Arthropoda, Insecta, Lepidoptera, Crambidae. The record is from RefSeq and is a predicted model, not a curated record. The transcript has 5 exons. Bases 177 to 899 code for a protein of 240 amino acids.